UCAGGCUUAAAGGUUUAUACUCAUCCUUUUGAAAACCAUCCUUCUCUAUCUUUUUAAACCUGAGAGGUGUGAGCUUACAAGUCCUCUCUCAAUGAUCAUCUUUUACAGAUAGACCCUGAGAUGGUAUAAUUGCAUCCUUUCUUGGCACUUUUAAAUCAAAUUAGCCAGAUACGUGGGGAGGAGAGAACAGGGGAACGCAGUUUUGAAAGGUAUCUGACUGGGUGAGCAGUAAGACCGCAGCAUAAAGAACCGCCGGGAGUCUGGGCUUUCCCACUCUGGUGGCAGGGAGGGGGAAUUACGGGUUGGUGGUCUGCUUCCUGUUAGGAGAACACCCCUCCAUCUGUUCCCAGCUCAGCCUGUUUCCAAUUUAAAGCCCAGAUUUCAAUACAAACCUCAAUUUCUUUUCCCCAUUUGAAAUGCAAAGCAAGCCUUUCACGUCCUAGAGCCUCUGCCACUGGGAUUCAGACCAAAUUUCCCCCCAAAAUUCUCAGGCUCUUUGCUUGAAUACCUGCUUACAGUGGUGCACAAUGGACAGCAUUGAGAAGAAAAAUUAAUAAUCUUCACGGAAGAGUAAUUUGAAUGAAAUUGCACUUGACAGCCUGUCUCCAAGCAAACAAGAAACGCGAGGGAGCCUGAGCUAAGCUCCAAGGACUUACCCAAGCCACUGCUGGGGGAGCUUCCCAGGGACAAAAAAAAAAAAAAAAAAAAAAAAAAAAAUCGCUCGCUUCUCCUCCAUCUAAUUGAGCUUUUGAUUAAUUCCUUGUACCAGAUUCUACUGAAGAAAGGUAGCCAUGGAAGAGAAUAUGGAAGAGGGACAGACACAAAAAGGGUGUUUUGAGUGCUGUAUUAAAUGCCUGGGAGGCAUUCCUUAUGCCUCUCUGAUUGCCACCAUCCUGCUCUACGCUGGAGUUGCCCUAUUCUGCGGCUGUGGUCAUGAAGCUCUUUCUGGAACUGUUAACAUCCUGCAAACCUACUUUGAGAUGGCCAGAACUGCGGGAGAUACGCUGGACGUCUUUACCAUGAUUGACAUCUUCAAGUAUGUGAUCUAUGGCAUUGCAGCUGCAUUCUUUGUGUACGGCAUUCUGCUGAUGGUGGAAGGUUUCUUCACGACUGGGGCCAUCAAGGAUCUCUAUGGGGAUUUCAAAAUCACCACGUGUGGCAGAUGCGUGAGUGCGUGGUUUAUUAUGCUGACAUACCUUUUCAUGCUGGCCUGGCUGGGAGUCACGGCGUUCACCUCGCUGCCAGUUUACAUGUACUUCAACCUGUGGACCAUCUGCCGAAACACCACCUUAGUGGAGGGAGCGAAUCUCUGCCUGGACCUUCGUCAGUUUGGGAUUGUGACAAUUGGAGAGGAAAAGAAAAUUUGCACUGUCUCGGAGAAUUUCCUGAGGAUGUGUGAAUCCACUGAGCUGAACAUGACCUUCCACUUGUUCAUCGUGGCCCUUGCUGGAGCUGGGGCUGCAGUCAUCGCUAUGGUCCACUACCUUAUGGUUCUGUCUGCCAACUGGGCUUAUGUGAAAGAUGCCUGCCGGAUGCAGAAGUAUGAGGACAUCAAGUCGAAGGAGGAACAGGAACUUCAUGAUAUCCACUCUACUCGCUCCAAAGAGCGGCUCAACGCAUACACAUAAACAGCGCCUUCCCGUCCUUUCCACCAUUCAGAUGCAUUGGUGAUUAUCUAAGGGCCAUCCAACCAUCCAACCUUUCGAAAAAGAAAAUGAAAGUGCUUCUCAUCAAUGAUAUGGAGGGUGACUUAUGAAUCACCUGAAUACAGUUCUUUGUUGUUUAGCACUUAAUUUCCUAAUUUGUUAAAUUGGUGUAAUCAGAGCUCUCCUACAAGCUCCUAUCCAGCCUUUUUUUUUCUUUUUUAAAUUUCUCAAACUCAUUUAAUAAUUCUGUAAGAUCAAAGAGACUAACAUUGUCAAAUGCAGAGAUUUCUUUGAUUUUUAACCACUUCCAUGUGUUAUACAUUAUACCUUUUGCAUUAUUUCUUAUGUUUUGAAAAGAAAAAUAGCUUUUUAUACUUUUUAGUUUUGAUUUCGGUAACUAGUUUAACUACAGGUAACCUUCAAAGGGACCAUUGUACAUUAUGAACGAUAGACAGAGAUGAUAUCAUGAUGACCCGAAACAUGCAAAUCUUGUCUGAAGAUCAGUGGCCACGUUGCUAUAGGCCCUGGUUAAUGUUUUCAUCAAUCUAAGGUGCAAUUUCUAAAUUUGUAAGAGUAGGUUUAAAAAAAAAAGUGCUUCUUAUCUUUGUUAACAUUGUAUUUUUUCUUGAUGUACUUAAAAGGCAUUACUCUCUGAUGACUCAUGUUUCUGUCGUGAGCAUGUAGAAACAAUAAUGCUUAUGCAUGGCUACUUACCUUUUUAAGAUUGUGACACCAGGCUUACCUUUUAAAGUUUAGUAUAGAGACUGUUUUAACGGAAAUAACUACUGUGGACUAUUGGCAAAUGAUCUCUUUGUGAUUUAAGCAGUGGCUGGAUUGGAACUUUUAAUAUGUUAAUGUGGGACAUUAAUUACCUUUAUGAAGGUGGUGUAUUAAAAAUAAGCACACUAACCCCUCUGAAGUUGUUUUACCUACUUUAAAAAAUUUUAAUGGAUUGCACCUCUGUAAACUAUCCCUCAAAUUGUGUAUGAUAUAUUUGAAAAGGUUUCCAUUAAUACAAUAGCUUUGCUUGCAGCCUUCCAAUCUAUGUCGGUUUACCUGUAGUGUUUUUUAAAGUGUGGUCAGAGGCCACUAUACAAUGUAUCCUUUUGAAGUGUAGUGAUAUAUUUGUGUUUUUAUUUCCAGUAAGUCAUUUUAACCAAAUGUUCAUUCGUAUUCAUUUAUAAGACGUACCUAUAUCAAAAGAAUAAAAAAAAGCAAUCAGUAUUAUUGGACCAAAUUUGGUGUUUGUUUUAACCUUAACUCUUCUUUCGGUUAUUUCUAAUGCUACAAGAAUGCUGUAAAGUGUCUUUUAAAAUGAUAUAGCCUGACGAGACUUUGCUGUCAGUGUAAAAACUAGGUAGUAUUGUGCACUGAUUUGACCAUUGUGAAAUCUUUUCUCAGUGUAAGUGCAUUUCUAAUAAAAUUUAUUGAGUGAAACAAUCUUUGUACAAUGACUAGUCAUGCAUCAUCCAUAAUUUUACAAGUUCUUGUAGUAGGAAGGGGGGUAUUACUAGCUUAUCUGUGGCAUGAUUAUGCAUUCUGUAGUAUUAUUUAAUUAAUUUGGGGUUUUGCUUCUUUUUUUUUUACACUUAGAUUAUCUUACUGGUUCAACAUUUUUCUGAUAUAUGCAGUAUUACAGAUAUUCAGCAAAAGUAUUAAUGGGCUUCUUUAAAUUCUAUAUUGUAGUGUUUCGGUUCUGUGUCUUAAUAGUUUGUGAUGAUUUUUAAAACUGUCUUUUAAACUUAUGUAAUGAUGUUGAUGUUUUUGGCGCUUUUUUUUUUUCUGGUAUUAGAGUUUGUAUUUUCACAAAGAGUGCUUUGUAGCAGGCAUUACAAUUAAUCUGUUUUGUACAUAAAUGUGCCAACAGCUUGAUGGUGGCGUUUUUGAAAUGUAGAACAAAGUGCUUGCAAAAUGUAAUAAAUACACUUGUGUACUUUGUGUACUUA
Messenger RNA from Orcinus orca (killer whale), 3592 nucleotides. RefSeq names its product glycoprotein M6A (gene GPM6A). Gene Ontology annotation, biological process: neuron projection development. The coding region runs from base 792 to 1628 and encodes 278 amino acids. NCBI's taxonomy places the organism in Eukaryota, Metazoa, Chordata, Mammalia, Artiodactyla, Delphinidae. The record is from RefSeq and is a predicted model, not a curated record. The transcript is spliced from 7 exons. Gene Ontology annotation, cellular component: axonal growth cone; neuronal cell body; plasma membrane.